CCUAUAAAACCGAAUUCCGUUACUCAGUGGCGUCGGGUGGAGACAUCGCCGGCGAAAUGGAUGGAAGCCGGAAUCCGGCGUCAAACACCGUCGGCCUAUGUCUCCUACCGUCGGAGCUUAUUCAGGAUAUUCUGAUACGCCUUGCACUUCCUGAACUCUCCUAUCUAAGGUCAGUCUGCAAAUUCUUAACUUCAAUCAUCUCCGGCAAUGAUUUCCGGCGUGAGUUCAACGUCAGGUCGAGUUCAGAUAACUGGCUCUUCGUUUACACGAAGAGGUCUACUCGUACGUCCGUACUCCAUGGUUUCACCGAGAGAUCCAAUCGGUGGUUCAACAUUCCGAUCGUCAAGUACUUGUUUCCUAUGGUUCCUCCCGGCGAAGAUCUCUACUUCUUGACGGCUUCCGGCGACUUUUUCCUCUUUGCUUCGAAUAACUGCCGAGAAUUGAUCGCCGUGAAUCCGACGGCGAAGACCACCAGAAAGAUUCCUCCGAGUCCACUUGGUCCACGUGGCACAUCGUCUUGGCGGCGAUCCGGGUUGAAAUUAAUCGCUGGACCUUCCGGUUCGGAUAAUUUCCGGUUCUUGUUCGCUGAGUUGUCUGAGAACCGGCCGGUUUUGUUCGAGUACAGCUCGGAAACUGACACGUGGAAUUCCAUGGAUGCCAAUGAAAGCGAGGACAGAGAGCAACGUGGCAGUGAUCGGAGGAGGGUCUACCUCAGCGUGGUACAUCGGAGGAGAGAGAGCGUUGCGAUCGCUUUAUCGGAGACGGAGACCGAUGGACCGGUUGUUGUGCGGCCGAGAUUUGACGGAGGAAUGGAGGAGCGGUUAGCAAUAGGGUUCAGCGCGAGCGAUGAGGUCCAUCGGUUACAUGUGUACGGUGAUGGGAACAUGGUGAUCAUAAGAUCGACGGUGGUAAAUGAGUUUGCAAAGGUGAGGAUGUUUACUUGUAUAGAGAUGUGGAGAAUUAGUUUGGAUGGGAUGCGAUGGGAAUUUGUUUCCAAGGUCCCAAACGGGUUGGUGGAAAAGGUUAGAAAACCUUAUGGAGUAAUGAUGGGUUGUUUGGAGGAAAGAUAUGCGAAAGUGAGUGUGAUCCUGAUGUCUAACCAUAAGGGCCAAUGGGACUUGAUUUGGCUGUCUUAUGAUCUGGGAAAGGGAAAUUGGAAAUGUGUCUCACUGCCUGAGUUCAGGAUGGAAGGCUUGAACAUGGGAGGUAUUGCUUUAUCAUCUGGUCUGUCACUUCGAUGAUUUUGAUUUGAUAUGAUGGCUCUGAAAUCGGCAAGUCUGAGUCUCUGGAUCCCCUCCCCAGAAGUUAAUCACCCCCACCUUAUCUCGCACCGUCCAUGAGAUACGGGUAUCAUCUUUGGGGUGUGACCCCAUAGAUGAUGUGAGACAGAAUGGGGGUGAUUACCUGCAAGGGAGAGGAACUUAAUUCAGAAUCCAAGAGGGCAAACAAGGGUGAAAAUGUGUAGGGUGAAACCCAAAGAGGGUGGCAGUGGCAACUAGCAUUGUAAAUAUAGGAGAAUUCCAACUCAAGGCCAAAAUCAAAAUCUAGAUCUACCACGACGAUGGCAUGACAGACGCUUAACCAAUUAAACAACUCAGUUGUCCAGGUUUGAUUUGGAUUGAUGAAGUGAAUUUGGAGAAAACUUCCACUUCUUAUUGUAGAUAAAUGCUCUUUAGGUUGUUAAUUUAAGUGCGUAACAAAAAAUUCUUCUGAUGUAAAUAAAUGUUUUCAAGAGAACACCUUAUCCUUUCAUCAUAUUUAUAUAAGGGUAAUUUACGGUA
Molecule: messenger RNA, 1781 nt
Organism: Macadamia integrifolia
Lineage: Eukaryota; Viridiplantae; Streptophyta; Magnoliopsida; Proteales; Proteaceae
Exons: 1
Coding region: 57-1241 (394 amino acids)
Molecular function (GO): protein binding
Source: RefSeq, a predicted model, not a curated record